Messenger RNA from Alligator sinensis (Chinese alligator), 2923 nucleotides. RefSeq names its product E2F transcription factor 5 (gene E2F5). Gene Ontology annotation, cellular component: RNA polymerase II transcription regulator complex. Gene Ontology annotation, molecular function: protein dimerization activity; DNA-binding transcription factor activity, RNA polymerase II-specific; RNA polymerase II cis-regulatory region sequence-specific DNA binding. Gene Ontology annotation, biological process: regulation of transcription by RNA polymerase II. The transcript has 9 exons. Bases 1269 to 2291 code for a protein of 340 amino acids. The record is from RefSeq and is a predicted model, not a curated record. Lineage: Eukaryota; Metazoa; Chordata; Crocodylia; Alligatoridae.
AUCUGAAGCAAAUACUUGCCACUUCGCACAGACCUACUGCUUACCUAUCUUUGCUGGUCUUCCAGACUGAAGCUAAGCCUCCUAAGCCGUCUCAAAAAGAGGUAAACCUGGAGUCCUAACUGAUGUUCCUUUUUUCUGUUCAAACGUCCAAAACUGAUCAGUUGCUAAGCGUAUAAUGGUUCCCCAUUUUUUUUCUCUACAAAGUACUGUAUUUACCCAAAUCCAAGGUGACUCUGAAUUUAACAUGAUCCUCUCCCACCCCAAUAAUUAAAUUCUGUGAAUAGAAAAUAUAUAAAUUAGUUAUUUUCUAUGUACAUUCUGUGUAUCAUAGUCUUAAAUUCAUCCCCUCAACCACGAUGAGGGAAGGGCAAGUAGGAGAGGGGUAGAUGGUCUGGGAGGCGGGGUGCUCCUGGCCCCAGUCUGGCCUGGUAGCAGUGUUAGUGCUAGCAGUUCUGGCCCAGUCCAGGCUUUGAGGCCUGGCUGAAGCUGCUGCCACCCCUGUAACAGCUGUUGCUAGGCUGGGGCUGGGGCUGGAGCAAGAGCAAGCAUGUGCUUUGUGCCCUGGGUUGAAGCCAUGAAAGAAUUGAGGGUAAGCCGCUGUGGGAGGUGGGGGGGAAAGGAGGCACAUAGGAGCCACAUGCCCCUUUGAUGCCCUGUACUUGAAUCCAAGAUGAGGGACUUUCACCCCCUCCAUGUUGAAUGGGGUGGGGAUGGGGAGAACCUUGUCCUGGAUUCAAGUAAAUAAAUAAGUCCCUGUGCUGUUUAUGACUCAUGGCUUUUUGUGAUUUUUGGAUUUUUUUUUUCAGUGUAGAAUAUGCAAUAUGAAAGCAAAGCCAGAGACGCAGCAGAGCAGGCCUGUACCUGGAGCAGCUGUCAGUGCUCAGAGCUGCAGUGCAAUCAGUCUCCACUGCAGAGACAGCUGCUUUUGUGCACCACCCCCCCACCCCAUGCCAAAGGCAGCAAUAGGACUACUGCCUAAGGUGUCGUGUCCCCCCGUCCCCCCCGGUCAGUUAUGGUACUGGCAAAACCAGUUUGAAGUGUGUAUUACUCUUGAAAUGCAAGGGUCAACAUAUAGUAAAGACAUUGAUAUCUCAGUUGCUAUGUUGUGUUUUUGGUUUCCAUGUUCAUACUAAAACACAAGAAAUAGCCUGCUCUGUUACUCUGUUUUUUUCCCAUUAGGCCUUGUCCACAUUGCAGUGACAGGCAUAAUUGCAUCUCAUGUAGACUAAUCCUAACUGGCAUCAAUAUAGCAAUGAAGCUGUGUGGUAAUGCGAGCUGUACAGCAGGCUGCUGAUACUCUUGCUGUCAGACAAAAAAGAAGAAUCUAUGACAUCACCAAUGUUUUGGAAGGGAUUGAUUUGAUUGAGAAAAAGUCAAAAAACAGCAUUCAGUGGAAAGGUGUAGGUGCUGGCUGCAAUACAAAAGAAGUCAUAGACAGGCUGAGGUAUCUGGAAGCCGAAAUUGAAGAUCUGGAACUAAAAGAAAAAGAGCUGGAUCAGCAAAAACUGUGGCUGCAGCAAAGCAUCAAAAAUGUAAUGGAUGACUCCACAAACAACCAAUUUUCAUACAUCACUCAUGAAGACAUCUGUAAUUGCUUCAAUGGAGACACGCUUCUAGCAAUUCAAGCACCUUGUGGUACACAGUUAGAAGUUCCUAUACCUGAAAUGGGACAAAAUGGACAAAAGAAAUACCAGAUCAAUCUAAAAAGCAGUUCAGGACCUAUCCAUGUUUUGCUUAUUAAUAAAGAAUCCAGUUCUUCCAAGCCUGUGGUGUUUCCAGUUCCUCCACCUGAUGACCUUGCACAGCCCCCAUCUCAACCUGCUCUACCAGUGACUCCCCCAAAACCUACCACAGCUACUCAAGAUACAUCAAAGCACCAUGGUCUUGACCAAGGGCAGCAUUUACCACAUACAUCUGUUGCAGAGACGCCACCAGAAAGCAGUUUGCAACAGAGUGAUACAGCUCCAGCAAAUCCUUACCCUAGCCUUCCAGAGUCUGGCCUGUACACUAGCCUUGUAACAGAUGUAACGCAAAAUACUGCUAGCUCAAAUGACUAUCCAGCCUUGCUUCCCUUGGACGUUAAUUGUAUUCUCAAGCCAAACUCAUUUGACAUUGCAAAGAUGGAAGAGCCCACAGGCACUAUUAGCGGUGAUAUCAUUGAUGAAUUAAUGUCUUCAGAUGUUUUUCCUCUCUUACGACUCUCUCCCACUCCUGGAGAUGACUACAACUUUAACCUGGAUGAUAAUGAAGGAGUCUGUGAUCUUUUUGAUGUGCAGAUACUAAAUUAUUAGAUUCGGUAUCAACCAGACUGUCAUAUCUACCUCUAACUAUGUAACAUUCUAGACUCCUUCAUAACCUAAGUAUUUAAAAUAAUGAAUGUAUAAAUUCUUAGUUCACCGACUUUGGGAGUGUUUUUCCUUUUGCUUCCUUAACUACUUCACAAAACUUUUUACAUUCAAAAACUAGAAGAAAGGGCUUUUUCAUUAUAAUGAAUUUCAGGUAAUUUGAUUUAAGAUCCCAAGUUCCCUUACUUCUUCUUCUGGAUGAAAAGUGAAAACCGUUUUAUAGCAGGUUUUUUUUUUUUUUUUUUUUGUAAUGACCCAGGCUUGUUACUUACAGGUAAAAGCAUUGUGUAUGAAGCUUUACUGCCAAGAAGCUUUUUGUAUUUUUUAAAAUCUUUUUCAAACAAUUUUAAAGCUUUCACUGCCAAACUAUAAGGUGAAGGACAGUAACAUGGUUAUGCUAAAUUGUUUCAGUGAACCAAUUUUGUGAAGUGCCUUCUGUUUUAGCACUUUAAGUUUCUCACAUUGACUUCUGACAUUCCACUUUCCUAGACAAUAGGAAAGGUCUGUUUGUAGUUUGUAUUAAAGUGUGCUGAUGCUUGUAUAUUAACAAGAUUUUUUUAAUAAAACUGUACAAAGAA